AUGGACUCUCCUCACUGGGCUCGGAGCUCUGGGCAGCCCUGGAGUGCUGCUGGGUCUCUGUGGGGCUGGGCAGUGUCGAGGCUACAGCUGGACUGGACAACAAGGUUCUUUCAGGAGGAUGAAGAGAUGCUGAUUCUGACCCACAGUGAUGAGUUGAACACAACCUAUGGUGAGGAAAACAGAUUGCCUUUUGACAACAUCACAAACAAAAAUAAUACAAGCUGUGAUGACACCAGGAGAAACAGACGGACUGAGCAAGAUAAUCCCAGUGUGAGGGAAAGACCAGCUUCUAACCUGAUGGGAUCCACCAGCAACUCAUGGCAGAAGAGUCCUGCUUUUAAAGAAACCAGAGCUACUGUAAUCUCCUCUGGACCCAGUACCAUCACCAUAACAUCAGCAGUUUCCCCUGCAGACCCCCUUUGGCUCAAAAACACCAGACAUUAUGGCAAAAGAGUAAGAUCCGCUGAAAAGAAAGCUGACACGAUGGGCAGCGACAGCGAGGAGAACCCGAGUUUCAACCAGAACCAGGGUAGCAAGAGAAGAUCCUUCCAGCUGGCUGGGCUGCUUAGAGGGAAUAUGCAAAAACAGAGACUUUCUAAAGAUAGAGAGGAGAAAAUUGAAGGAGAGGGAACUGCAGAGGGGACUUCUCAGGUCGGUACCAGCUUUGAAGAAGAGCGAGCAGGGAUGAUUUUAGCUAAUCCAGUUCAGAGCCCCAAUUCCGCCACCACAGGUCUGAAUCCUACGGCCACCAUCACUGCCUGGGAGGCUGGCUGGAAUGUCACAAAUGCUAUACAGGGUAUCUUCGUGUUGGGUUUACCCUUUGCUCUGGUCCAGUCAGGUUAUGUGGGUCUUGUUCUGCUGGUUCUGUCGGCCUGGAUCUGUAACCACACAGGGAGGAUCCUGGUGGCCUGUCUAUAUGAAGAGGAACAAAGUGGAGGGUCUGGCUCGGUGGCAAAGAUCCGAGUCCGACACAGUUACCAGGACAUAGUGGAAGCGUGCUGCAAAGGACUGUGGCCCCACUGGCCUGGACUGGGGGGGUGGAUGGUUAAUUUGGCUCAGAUGAUUGAACUGUUAAUGACCUGUACCCUGUAUCUAGUCGUCUCCACCAGUCUGUUGUCUGAGAGUCUAUCAGGAAUGGCUCUUCCUAGAUCCGUGUGUUCUCUGGUGUCUCUGAUGUUCCUGCUGCCCUGUCUGCUGCUGACUGAUCUCAGACCAGUCUCCACCCUCAGUCUGCUCUGCUCCCUGGCUCACAUACUGAUCAGCCUGUUGGUCAUGCUAUACUGUCUGAGUCGAGCCAGCAGCUGGUCCUGGUCCUCUCUGUCCCUGUCUGUGGACCCGGAGGACUUUCUCGUCUCGGUGGGCGUCAUCAUCUUCUCCUACACCUCGCAGAUCUUCCUCCCUCCUCUAGAGGGCAGUAUGGAGGAUAGAGGGCAGUUUGAUGCCAUGCUGGGGUGGACUCAUGGUGCCGCCUGCAUCAUGAAAACAAUGUUCUCAUUACUGGCUGUGGUGACCUGGGGGGCAGAAACCAGUGAGGUCAUCACAGACAACCUGCCCUCUGACCUUCGACCUCUCGUCAACCUGUGUCUGCUGGCUAAAGCCCUGCUGUCCUACCCUCUGCCAUUCUACUCUGCUGCUGAAAUACUACAAACGUGUCUGCUUGGAGAUGCUGUUGUCUCAUCCUACUCCAAACACGGAGGUCGAGGUGUGUCUCUUCCGGCCCUGUUGGUCCGCUGUGCCUUGCUGAUGACAUCAUACCUACUGGCCCUGCUAGUCCCCAGAUUCUCCCUAUUGAUGGGUUUGACAGGCAGUGUGACCGGGGCGGCUAUGACGCUCAUACUGCCUUGCCUGUUUCACCUCAGACUGCAGUGGGGCCGCCUAUCUGUGAGGACUCGGCUGACAGAUGUGUGUAUACUGAGUCUAGGGGUCAUCUGCAGUGUGUCUGGUGUGAUUUGUUCAGUGAAAAGACUGGUGGAGGCACUGUAG
Messenger RNA from Dicentrarchus labrax (European seabass), 1983 nucleotides. Its product is annotated as vesicular inhibitory amino acid transporter-like. Gene Ontology annotation, biological process: amino acid transmembrane transport. The record is from RefSeq and is a predicted model, not a curated record. The coding region runs from base 1 to 1983 and encodes 660 amino acids. The transcript has 8 exons. Gene Ontology annotation, cellular component: vacuolar membrane. NCBI's taxonomy places the organism in Eukaryota, Metazoa, Chordata, Actinopteri, Moronidae. Gene Ontology annotation, molecular function: amino acid transmembrane transporter activity.